AUGAAGAACUCAACACUGGGCAAAAUUAGAGCAUAUUGGCUAGCAAGCGUGGUUUGCGGUGUCCUAACCCUUAAAUCCUUCGUUCAUGAUCUCCAAUAUUCUACCGAUCAUGCAACUCGUGUGAGCUCUCUUGCCGUCGGCCUGCAGCAAGCAGGUGCUUUUGUGACAUGUUUCUUUAUAUGGCUUGUUGCGGAUCGCAUUGGAAGCAAACUUUUAUUGCAAAUUUCGGCGUCUAUAUUCAUUGUUGGUGCUGUUAUGGAAACGGUCAAUUCUCAUAGUAUGGCGGUGUUUUAUGUGGGAAGAGUUAUUGUAGGCGUAGGUCUUGGGGCUGCGAGUGUAGUUGUACCGAUGUUUAAUGCGGAGAUGACGCCAAAGGAGUUGAGAGGACAGAUUGGGAGUUUUUUUCAGUGGUUUUAUACUUUUGGAAUUUUUACUUCGUACUGGGUUGAUUAUGCCAUGGCUGAAGUGGUUUCCUCUGUAUCUAGACAAUGGCAAAUACCGAUUGGUCUCCAAAUCAUCCCCGCUGGUAUUCUCGCCACGAUUGAAGAAAUGGAGGAGAUUCGUGCUGGUGUUGAAAUGGAACAGACAGAUACUAUAGGAUUUCGUAUCAAGGAACUUGGCGGAAGAGAUAACUUUAAACGAAUGUUCACAGCCUCCGCAAUCUUCGCAACUCAACAAGCUACCGGAGCAACAGCAUUUGCCUACUACGGACCUGAAUAUUUUAAACUCGUCGGAGGUGGGAAUAAGGACUUGCUGCUAACCGCCAUCUUUGGUGCAAUUAAAAUCGUCGCCUGCGGAUUAUUCGUGCUCUUCCUCUCCAAUCGUAUAGGUCGACGAGCGGCUUUGAUCGGAGGGGUCAUCUUCAUGGGCGCUUGUCAGAUCACAACUGCGGUUGUCGUCAAAGAACUUCCAGCUUCUAAAACUGCAGGUGUUAUAAGUAGUGGUAUUGCGACGGUGGCUCUUAUCUAUAUUUUUGUUAUUGCAUACAAUCUUUCGUUCUUCCCCACGAGAACCAGAGAACCGGGCGGUGGUACAUUCUUACUUUGGGGUCUCUUCGAUGCUAUUAUUGCUAUUGUAUCUUUCUUCUUCCCGCGAGAAACACAAGGAUUGAGUCUUGAGGAAAUUGCACAUAAUGAUUAUGGGAGGGCAGCGACGUUCAAAGAGGAUGCUGAAUUAGUAGAGCAUGGACUCACGAACAAUUAUAGUUCUGCGUCUAAAUAA
Sclerotinia borealis F-4128 is the source of this 1221-nucleotide messenger RNA. NCBI's taxonomy places the organism in Eukaryota, Fungi, Ascomycota, Leotiomycetes, Helotiales, Sclerotiniaceae. The record is from the annotation of a GenBank genome assembly.